Linum tenue is the source of this 1011-nucleotide messenger RNA. The record is from the annotation of a GenBank genome assembly. NCBI's taxonomy places the organism in Eukaryota, Viridiplantae, Streptophyta, Magnoliopsida, Malpighiales, Linaceae.
GGCGCCGUCUGCCAGGAAAUACAGCGCGGCAAAGAAACUGAAAUGUCAGGAUUGAGGCGCUGCUGCUACGGCUUCCCUGCUCGCCACUGCUUCGCUACUGUUCACAAAACCCUAAUCAGUUAUCGGUGCUACGAUUCCAGGAUUUUCCUUCCCACUACUGCAUCGCUGUUGGAUUCCCGCCUCCCCAUUUCCGUUUCCGCGCCAUUGGAGAAACGAAGCUUCUCCGCUCCCGCCGUCGAUUAUCCUCUUCCGGGUAUUGCCUGCGUUGAGCCCAAGUUGCUAUUUUUCUUUAUAUGAGUUUGUUUCUUUUCUGCACUGUUUAAUCUUUGAUACAGGAGUCGACGACGUUCUGGUUGGGUAUUUGUUGGGGAAGAAGAAGGCAACUGAAGUGGCUCAUUUGUAGACUUCAGGGUAUGAAGGCGUGUGGUUCAGCCAGGGGAUACCGUGGUAGAUGCCACUUGUGGAAACGUUCAUAACACUCUAGAGAUGGUUAAAAUGGUUUCUGACGAAUCGGGCAGAGGGCGUGUCUAUGGACUGGACAUUCAGAAGGAUGCUUUGUACACUACUUCGUCUUUGCUUGAUGAGAGUCUCAGUCCCAGGGAGAGGGAACUUGUCAAGCCUUCCGGCAUCUGCCACAGUAGAAUGGAAGAAAUUGUACCAGAAAAUAGUCCAGUUAGGCUUGUGGCAUUCAACCUGGGCUAUCUUCCAGGGGGCAACAAAGAUAUCAUCACAGUUCCACAAACAACCCGGUUAGCCUUAGUUGUUUACAUAGGGCAUCCUGGUGGAAGGGAAGAAUUGGAGGCUGUUGAAGGUUUUGCUUCAGGAUUACCUGCUGAUGAAUGGAGCUGAUGCAAGUUCCAGAUGUUAAACAGGUCUUUAGCUCCUGUAUUGGUUUUCUUGUUUAAGAGAUGACUUGAUGAUCAAGCUGUUAUUCUGCAAUCUUUCUGGUAAACUAUAAAUGUUUGGGUUUGAGUUUGUAAUGCAAUUUCAAGAAUUUUUCAUGUUGUUAAU